GUAUAAUUUUAUUUUUCUAACGGUCAACAGCUGUUAUGGCGCCUAACUGUUACGAGCAACACAUCGCACGAGCACGAGCAUAGAUUGUAAAUUUUCAUUUCCCGCAUAAAGUUUCAGUUUUCCUUCGUUUUUUCCAGUGACCGGCGAGAGAUAUUUCCACGAUGUCGUUUAGCAAAGCGAAAAUUCAAAGAUUCAACGACGUUAAAGUUCCUAUCGCUACAAUACGACCCGCAUGCGACAAAACCAAACCAACAACAAAACAUAACGAUGGAAGCUCCGCCAAAUCAGACACAGGAUCGUCCCAAAGCGUCCCGUGCUUCAGGCCGCCGACUUUAAUACGAAAAAAGCAGAAACCCGCCAACCCGGCGCCGAAACCCAAACCGAAACCCGCCGAAAACCUAACCAACGACCAAACGCUGGAAGCUCUAAAAGAAAAAAUCGUCGAGUGCGACAACAAAGACGCCUACAUCAAGGAGCUCGUCCAGCAGCUGGAGGAGAUCAACGAAAAAAUCGGCCGCGCCGAAAACGCCGCCAGUCGAAUCGACAACGAGACCAACAAGUACGAGGAAAUCGUGGAGAAUCUGAAGAACGAGCACGAGAACCGCUUAAAAAUCAUCCGGGAGGAGUUCGAAUUGCGGCUGCGCGACACCGUGACGCUCAAAGAGGAACUCAAGCAGCAGCUGGAGCAGCUGCGAUGCGUCGUGGAGACUUACACGAAAGAAAUGGAAGUGCUGAAAAGCUCCUGUGACGAGUUGCCGAGUUACGUGCAAAGUCUCGACGAAGAUUACCGGAAUUUACUGCGCCAGAAGCAGCAGGAGAUCGACGAGAAGGAGAUCUUGCUGAAGACCUUGGAGCAGAGUUCCAUCGACAUGCAGAAGCAACACUCGCUGGAAAUCGAGAGGUUGAGGAAAGAACAGCAAGUCGAAAUCCAAGACCUCGAAUUCGAGAUGCUCAAAACUAUGACGGAAUUGCAGAGAGAAAAGGAAAUUUGCACUAUACGCAUCGAAGACAUGGAGAGGCAGAUGACAGAGAAAAUCGACGAAAUGAAGAACGUUUUCGAAACGGAGAAGGUUCAAAUCAUCCAAGAAUCACAAGAUAAGAUCAACCAGUUGGAAGAAACUCUUCAGAAGAAUCUAACCGAUGAGGACUUCUUACAAGAAAAAUUAGCGGAGCAAGAGAAGGAAUGGAAAGCCAAACUGGCCGAGCAGCGCAAGCAAUCCGAAGCCAUUCUGAAGGAAUGCCAAGCCAUCAGCGAAUACAACAUAAUCCAAUGCGAGAUCGAAAAGAACUCCAUCAGCAAGGAGCUCAAAGAGAACAUCGAAGAGCUAAAAACCAUCAAAACAAACUACGACGCCGCCUUGCAGAACUUCAAAACCCUAAAAGACAAAUACGAGCAGCUCAAAACCGACGUCGACGCCCAGAAACUCGAGCUCGACGACCAGAAGCGCGAGCUGCUCGACCAGAUCCAAUCCUACCAGCUGCAACUGCGGCGAGCGCAGAAGGAGAAGUCCACCUACGAAUUCACCAUACAGAACUCCCAAAUCACCAUCGACGUGCUGAAGAACCGGCUGAUGAACUCCGACAAGGACGUCGAGCAGCUCAAAGAGGAGCUGGCCGAGUGCGAGAAGAAGCUGCUCAAGUUCGAGCAGAAGAACCUGGAGCUCGAGUCCGAUUUGCUGCAGACCCGGCUGGUCAACGACGAGCUGGAAAUGCAAUUCGAGUCGACCAUCAAGCUCAAUUGCCAGGACAUCGAGGACGUUUCGCAGAAGCUUCUGAGGGAUGUUAGCGAUUACAAGAAGAAAGUUGUUAGGUAUAAAGUGCAGAUGGAGGAGGAGAAGGGCUUGAAGGAGGAGAUAAUGGAGCAGUUGCACGAUGUGUACGAGAUAUUGGGGAGGUUGAAGGCCGAGUAUGAGAAUGCUGAGAGUGAAUGUACACAAUAUAAAUUCGAGGCGGAGCAAUCGCAGAACGAGCUGGAAGACUACCGUUUGAGGGAAAUGGACUGGAACAUCAUCAGAGAUAAACUGGAAAUUACCAUAAAGGAUCUGGAAGAACUAGUCGAAAGAAAGAUGAAAGAAAUAGCUGUUUUGAAGAAAGAAAUUGACCAGGUGAAAGAAAAAUCAGACGCUCACAGCCUAUCGGAACAAUACUAUCGACAAAGAGUGGAUGAAUUAGAAAGCGAUCAAAAGGAAACAGAAAACAUACACAAAAAAUACAUAGAAAUGUCCGGGAAAUACGACGUUUUGGUGUGGAAGUACGAAGAAUUGGAGAACGAGAAUUUGCAGAACAAAAUGAAACUGAUGAAAUUAUCCGAAGAACAAACCGAAAAUGAAAAUCUCAAAGCCAAAUACGACAAUCAAGUAAUCAUUUGCAACGAAUUAGAGGCGACUAACAGCAAAUUGAAAGCAGAAAUCGACACUAAAUCGAUAGAGGAAUCAUCGCUAAAGGAAGAAAUCCAGAAAAUCAAAGCUGAAAGAGACGCUCUUCUAAAUAAAGUGUGCCAAUUAGAAAUCGAACUAAAACAGGGUAACAUUGAAGAAGAUUAUAAGCAACGCACUCCGAAGAAAACCAAGAAACUUAAAGACGAAGAAAACUACGCCGAUCCGAAAACUUGGUUAAAGAAAAACAAACACUCUGUAGAGGAUAAGGAGAACCUCAACAGUCCUACCAGGACGAUAAAUUCGAACAGAAUCGAGUCACCCUUAAGGGACAGGAACUGAAAGACUAAUUUAUUUGUUAUUUUAUAAGUUUAUUACUGGUGUUAUCGCAUUCGAGAAUAAUGUUAAACUGAAGUUUACGAUUAAAAAUUAAGAAAAAUAACAGUAGGUUAUAAUGAUAAACGUACCGGUGAAACGAAGUCGAUUAAUUAAGUGAACUAAUUGGUUUUGUCUUGUAUUUCUUGUUUUUUUAUUGAUUUAUUUAUUUUAUUCGUGGAAAUUGCUUCUCUACUAACUGUACGAAAAGUUGCAUUAAAAUAGCAUUCAACCGCCUGGAGAUUUGUUCUUGAUGUUAAAUUAACUAUCUAUUGAUUUAUAAAUUUUUCCAGCAGAUCGCCAUACAAAUUUCCAUUUAUCUAGUCGAAAUACCAAAUAAAUUGCUCACGAAACAAGAUAAAAUCACAUCAUUUCUACCAUGUAAGCUACAAGUUUUUACUACUUUUAUUAUACUCGUAAUAUGAAUAAAAACGCUCUUUUUUAAGUAUGUUUUUAAUCGAUUAACGACCGAGUAAAAUAAUUUAUUAUCUAACAUUUUUAAUUAUUACGCUGGGACAGGAAUAGCUG
This is a messenger RNA of Phyllotreta striolata, 3278 nucleotides long. NCBI's taxonomy places the organism in Eukaryota, Metazoa, Arthropoda, Insecta, Coleoptera, Chrysomelidae. The record is from the annotation of a GenBank genome assembly.